AUGUCGGUUCCAGUGAAAGAUGAGUUGCAGAUCCGCAGCGUCUCUAGCGACGACGUGCUGCUGGGGCUCGGCCCGAUCACUUUGAGCCCGGAGGAUGACCCAGAGCGGGAGUCUGGGUGGUUCGCCAGCCCCGAGCAUGAUAUGGCGUUGGAGGGAUGCAGCGCCCAUGGGAACACCGCCGACGAGGAGGUGGCUGCAGAGAACGUCAAAGAGGAGAUCGAGGACGCUGAGGCUGCGGAGCAGCCUGCGGUGCCAGCAGCCUCGCAGUGGACCACCACGCUGAUCGACCUGACUUCCGACAUCGGCCCUCGCCUAGUCAGUAGGUCGGCGUCGAAGGCGACGGCCCGUGCCAUCGGCGAUUCGGCCCAACGGGAGGCGUCAGGCAUCGGCGAGGAGAUGGCCGAUGAGGAUGAGGGCGAGUACGCGGCACGGGAGUCCGAUGGCGACGGAGAGAUCCCAUCAACAACUCUGGACCCCGCCAGGUGGCAAGGCCAUCCGACGCCUCUGUCAUUGGAUGAGGAGUUCCCCAGGGGCACAGCGUUCCAGCACCUGGCGCGCAUCAGGAAGACCGUCAAUGGUUACGUCGACGGGCUCUGCAGCGUCGACUGGCACAAGGAUUUCAUGGCGGCCACUGUCGGCGCUCUGACCAGGCGGCUCAUGACUCACGAAUCGAAGAUCAUGGGGAAGGCUGUGCUGGAUGUCCAGGUCUGCUCCAAGCAGCUUGAGGAGCGUGCCAAGGGGCUUUUGGCAAUCCACAAGUGGUUCCACCAGUGGACCCAAUUCAAGACCGAUGACAAGCUAGUCGAGGCGCUGCCGCAUCUAAUGGUCGAGUUGAAGUACCUCAAGUGCAGGGGCUUGGAGGUCGCGCCGCCUGUGGGGCUCGUGACCCUGAAGGCAAUCUUCUUCAGCGUCUACAUGGAAAGCGGAUCCGUGGCGAAGGCAGCGAUCGGGCACAUCAACCUUGGCUCGCUGAGGAGAGUGCUCGAGAUGUCAGAAGAGUACAUGACGAAGCUCACUGAGGUGCGAAACAGCGCUCCGCAGGCACCUGCAGCAGAAGGGGCCGCGCCAGGCAGGAGGCAUCGGGGCCGGCUGCUGCCCAUCGAUGACGCGGUCGACAUCACUCUUCCCGUCGCCGUGCAGCUGGGCAUCAUGGUCUGGGAAAGCUUAGAGCACUACUGGCAGAGCAUCGGAGCCAAGGGCGAGAUGACGAUGGAUACUCGCAUGCAAGUUGUAGACGAGACCAGCUCUAUCUGGCGUUCAUGGGUGAAUACCUUCGAGACCGAGGAGAAGACGAUGGACACCACUCAGGUCGAGACAGCCCUUUGCAGCGUGAGAGUCGUGUGUCAGUGCUUGCUCCCAGAUGAGAAGGACAAGCCGACGACGGCUGAUGUUCGAGCAGCUCGGAAGUUCAUCAACCAGAACGCUACCUCAACCAAGUCUUCAGAUGAUCAGCGAGCCGUUGUCCAGAAUAUCGCAAAGUCGAUGGUCGGCAUCGCCCCCGCAAUCUUCAUCAUGGAGCAAGCGAGGAGGCAUGCUUCGAAAGGGGUUGAGGACGAUGCUGCAACUGCCAUUUUCGACAAGGCUUGCAAUCGUUUUGAGGAGAGCUUCCAGGAGGCAUACACGGACAUGGAAUUGUUCAUCAACGAGCCUAAGCCAGAGGACGAGUCGGACGUCAUGACCUACGCGAUCUUGGGGAAGAGGCUCAAGCCCAUUAUCGACAUCCAGACGAGCAUCAUCUCCUGUGCAUCGAGGUGGUCACCCGCUGCGCUGAAGGAUAAUAUUGAGCCCGUCUGCGCCGCGAUGGGGAACUUCAUGGAGCUGCUGAGCAAUGGUGUAUACGGUCUCGUUUCGGUGUUUCACAAGACCGUGUCUCGCCCUCUGGCUCGGGUCCUGGACGAGACCGGCGCCACCAAGGGCGGUGCUGGCUUUGCAGCAGUGUCACCAGCGUCGAAAGUCAUCGCUGCGCUGGGGGACUUGCACGCGACCAGGCUCCAAUCGGAGGAGUUCUACAAGGCGCUUCAGACGAUGGUACUCGGAACGACGAAGUGCGCCGAGGCCUUGACCAAGAGGACCAGUGACGUGGAGCUCGCCGAGAAGCUGGGCGAGAUCGGGUGUGCGAAGGUGCUGUUGGCAACGCUCGAGGACAACCGUCAGAACCUCAAAGAUAUGAUGGACUACAUGGGCGCGGUCGUGGAGCUCUUACCCGUGUUUGUUGAUGGGGGGUCCGAUGCGCUAUUCGAUGCAACCACCACCAAUCCAAAGACCAAGGAGCACACGAUCAACCUGUCCCGCCUGCAACACCAGCUAGAGGGCGUCAAUACGAUUCUGUUCCAUGGCGAAAGCACCGUGCAAGACGCGAGCGUCUUUCACUCCAUCAGCGAGGCUUUCAUGAUCUUCAAGGCCAACUUCGGCGACAUUACCUACCACCAUGCAGCGGCCGUCUGGCUUGCCCCCCGCGUGGUCAAUAUGUUGGCUUUCAGCGACCUCGAGAUCGGUGCGGUCCAGGAUGACGUGUUGGUGUCAACCCUCGACGCUCAGAUCCUAGGGCGCCUCGUUCGCAAGCCAGGUGCCGACGACCCCUUGCCUUCCGAAGUCGUGGAGGCGCUGCAGACGACGGCCGACUCUGACACAAUGCUCGAAAGCUUCACCCACAACAAGGCGCUGACUGCAUUGAAGGACUUCGCCGAAGCGACGAGCAUGACUGAGAUGCGCACUUGCGGCGCCGCGUUGGCAGAUGGUCGCCAGGGCGAGGACUGGCCAGUGCCAAUGCACAUCGCGACAUAUGUGUUUGACGUCAUGUGCGCUGUGAGGGACCAGUUCAUGCUGGCCACGGCGCUCCAGCACUACCUCAUCGACCCGACCGCCGAGCGUAAGGAGAUGUUUGAGAAGAGCAUCGAACCCCAUCCGUCUUGCAACAUCCAGGUCAAUGCGCUGGUGCUCAUGUUUUCUCGUGCGAAGGUGAUCGACGACUUGGUCAACGCCGACGCUGGGAGGUCGCUUGAGAGAGAUGGAUGGAGCUUGCGAAUCCCCUUGCAAUCGUUGGGCCGUUGGGCCCUGCAGAUGGCUUCUUGUGCUGGGAGGUGCCGCGAUGCUGUCAUGGCGCAUCGCAUGACAUACCUAUCCGCCGUGGUCUCCGAGUGCCAGUCGACGAUGCCACAGUGGGAGUCGAUCUUCAAGGACGGAGUGCUCAACAUGAAGAUGGCGAUCGACCUGCUGGACGAGAAGUUGCCUCCCACCGUGGCCAGCUACAACCGCAUAUACCAAGUGCUGGGCAAAGUUUCGGUGAUUUCAAAACGCAUUGAGCUGUCGCCGCCAGUGGACAAGCAUCCAACUACGUCGUCUGGAUGCGCUGUGGCAUCGACGCUCCUGGCGAAGUUCUACCAGGCGACGGUGCUCACCCAGGGCGUCAACUUGCUGGGGUUCCAGUCGCAGGGCCCAAGUGCGUCGACGAAAGCGUCCAGCUUCAUCAAGGAGCAUCAAGAGAAGAAGAAAGUGCAGUUGCCCGACGCCUUCUGGAGCGAGCUGAAAUGCAUCGUGGACGGUUCUGCAAUGUUGCCCGACGCCUUCUGGAGCGAGCUGAAAUGCAUCGUGGACGGUUCUGCAAUGGUCUUCAGCGACGGGCACGCCGUGGUCAAGCGAGAGGGGGCGCCUUCGGAGGAGCGGGAGUUCGUCGGCAAUUUCGACUUCGGCGGGGACGAUGUCGGCAUUGUCUCAGAGCCCCGCCUCGGCGGGGAGGCGACGGGCCUGUCCCAGGCGCCAGCUGCCAAGAGGCCCAGGCUCGCGCGUCUCAGCGGCACGAAGCGGGCUCGUUAG
Prorocentrum cordatum is the source of this 3813-nucleotide messenger RNA. The record is from the annotation of a GenBank genome assembly. NCBI's taxonomy places the organism in Eukaryota, Dinophyceae, Prorocentrales, Prorocentraceae.